CAGCCUCUAAAUAAAGCCUUCCCCUUCACUCAGCACUCAGUCGGUGGAAGAGCAGGAAUCCACAUUCAGCAGAGUUGAACUACCUGUUGCACGCAGUGAUGACAUUUUACUGUGUUCUCCUGCUGUUAUCCGUGGGUGCGGCCCUUGACACAGCGCACACUCCCCAAAGGACCAAAAGAGGGUUACUUGAGCUUGCAGGAGCUAUCAGAUGCAGCACCGGGAGAUCUGCUUUAAAUUACAUGAUGUACGGAUGCUACUGCGGGCUGGGGGGUCAGGGCUGGCCCCGAGACAAGGCAGACUGGUGUUGCCACAAGCAUGACUGCUGUUAUGGAGAUGCAGAAAAUCUUGGUUGCUUCACCAAAACAUCCCAAUAUCAUUGGACUUGUGAGGACAGGAAAGCAGAAUGUGAGGAUUUAGAGGACAAAUGUGAGAAGUUUUUAUGCAAGUGUGACAGAGAGGCGGCCAAGUGUUUGAGGAAAGCGCCAUACAUCAAGAAGUACGCUCUAUGGCCAGAUUUCAUGUGUGGUAACGACCACCCAACGUGCAAUAUGUACUGAUUCAAUGCAUCUUCAUGUCCAAUGUGCCUUUUGUGGAAUAGGAUAAAAAAAAAGACAUAUAUUUUCACCAUCAUCUGUUUUCAAUGAAACUUUGGGAAAUUUAUUAAGUAAAAGAUUUUCUGAUAACUUUUAAAAAUUAUUUUUUUUAACAAUGAAAAAAAGAGGGAUAGAGUGAAAUAGAGUGAAAGGUGUUUUUGUUCACAAUAGUUUAGCAGACUAUACUGGUUCUGGCGUGUUCAUUUAGUGCAACAGAGAAGCACCACUGGGAAAACGACACCUUCUCUGUGUUGUUUUCCAUAUUUGUCCCCAGGGUAGUCAGCUACGCUGCUGGAAACAAAUACGCCUUUUUGUAUUAUUACAGACAAUCCUUCCUUGUAUUACUCAAAAAAAAAAAAAAA
Molecule: messenger RNA, 955 nt
Organism: Cyprinodon variegatus (sheepshead minnow)
Lineage: Eukaryota; Metazoa; Chordata; Actinopteri; Cyprinodontiformes; Cyprinodontidae
Gene: pla2g10
Product: group 10 secretory phospholipase A2-like
Exons: 4
Coding region: 99-557 (152 amino acids)
Biological process (GO): phospholipid metabolic process; lipid catabolic process; arachidonate secretion
Molecular function (GO): calcium ion binding; phospholipid binding
Source: RefSeq, a predicted model, not a curated record